AUGACAACGUCAACUCCUACCACUACCGGAACUAGCAGUCCAACCUCGGUAAUCACGACAACGUCAAAUCCUACAAAUACCGGAACUAGCAGUUCAGCCACGAAAAUCACGACAACGUCGAAUCCUAUCACUACCGGAAGUAGCAAUUCAACCUCGGAAAUCACCACAACGUCAACUUCUACCACUACCAGAAGUAACAAUUCAACAACGGAAAUCACGACAACGUCAACUCUUACCACUACAGUAACUAGCAGUUCAACCUCGGAAAUCACGACCACGUCAACUCCUAUCACUACCGGAACUAGCAGUUCAACCUCGGAAAUCACGACCACGUCUGCACCUAUCACUCCCGGAACUAUGAGUUCAACCAAGGUAAACACGACAAAGGAUAUUCCUUCUCCUACCGUCACUACGAGUUCAACCAAGGUAACCACGACCACGUCUGCAUCUAUCACUCCCGUCACUACGAGUUCAACCAAGGUAACCACGACAACGUCUGCUCCUAUCACUAUCACAACUGACAAUUUAACCACGGAGAAUAAUACCGUGUCAAAUCAAAUCCCUACUGAAAAUAACAGCUCAAGUAGGGGAAAAGCAACAAGCCCACCCGUGGAUAAUACCUCGACCAAUAACCCUGAUAACGGAACAGAUAUGAAAGGAACAUAUUAUACCAGAUGGGGACGAACCGUAUGUCAAGCGAAUGGUUCAACUCUGAUCUACAAUGGAUUUGCAGCAGGUAAUAAAUACGACCAUCACGGCCCUGCAGACUUCUUAUGCCUCGCCGCUGACCCGAUAUGGGCAAAGUACGAUGACACGGAGCAGUCACAGGAUUAUACCUCGAAAGUAUAUGGUACUGAAUAUGAUUUCUUAGCUGAAUUCAGUGACGGUGGGGCAAAAUUCUUUGGCCAAAAUCUUCAGGAUCACGACGCUCCGUGCGCCGUUUGUCUUUCAUCGCGAUCGCUGUCCUUAAUGAUUCCAGGAAGAAGCGAGUGCUACCCGGGUUGGACAAAAGAAUACGCAGGAUACAUUGUUACAGGUGCCCCACUUCACAUAUCUCCGACGAACUACAUAUGCCUAGACCAGAAUGCUGAAUCCCAGAGAGGAGAUGCUCGCGAUGACAAUGGCAAACUUAUGUACUUAGUAGAGGCUGCUUGUGGGUCUCUUCCUUGCCCUCCUUACGUUAAGAACAGAGAAAUUCCUUGCGUCGUAUGCACGAAAUAG
Molecule: messenger RNA, 1221 nt
Organism: Mya arenaria
Lineage: Eukaryota; Metazoa; Mollusca; Bivalvia; Myida; Myidae
Exons: 2
Coding region: 1-1221 (406 amino acids)
Source: RefSeq, a predicted model, not a curated record